Molecule: messenger RNA, 222 nt
Organism: Miscanthus lutarioriparius
Lineage: Eukaryota; Viridiplantae; Streptophyta; Magnoliopsida; Poales; Poaceae
Source: the annotation of a GenBank genome assembly
AUGAAAGCAAAGGCAAGAGUACCUGAUGAGAUGGAAAUGAAGGCCAUAAAAACGAUGGGAGCUAUGGAGGAAGGAGAUGCAAUAUUUGGUGCCGGUGCUGAAGUGAACCUCGAUUCACAGCAUGAUAACAUGACGAUAGUUGUAUAUCUAUAUUUUCCAAUAUUCUGCCUUGAUACUGGAUUAGCGACAGAGUUCUCAGAAUUCAACUGGGAUAUGGCGUGA